Humulus lupulus (European hop) is the source of this 1816-nucleotide messenger RNA. Its product is annotated as UDP-galactose/UDP-glucose transporter 2-like. Gene Ontology annotation, molecular function: transmembrane transporter activity. Gene Ontology annotation, cellular component: endoplasmic reticulum membrane; Golgi membrane. Bases 387 to 1427 code for a protein of 346 amino acids. The transcript is spliced from 7 exons. The record is from RefSeq and is a predicted model, not a curated record. Gene Ontology annotation, biological process: transmembrane transport. Lineage: Eukaryota; Viridiplantae; Streptophyta; Magnoliopsida; Rosales; Cannabaceae.
UCUUCACUAAACUCCUCUGCAUUUCGAAACAUACCAAAACAGAGUCAAAAUAGACUGUCUCUCUCUCUCUAUUCAGUUCUCUCAUUUUUCCUUUUCUAUGCAUUGUGCUUAAUUCAUUUUAUUGUCUACGGUCACCGUAAUCAAAACGUUACCGUUCUCUCUCCUUAUAUUUGCUGAGUCUUCUUGGUAAGAGUCAACAUGCAACUCGGCCCGAGACCCUCAACGGAAUGAAGCUGGAGAUGAACUCUCUUCUUCUGCUUCGUCUUCGUUGAUUUUGAACCGAUCCUUUUCUUCAUUUUGAUAUUCUUGCUCGCUUUUUCUUUCGAUUUUUAUAUUAGCUAAGCUAUCUGGGUUUUCUCUGGCCGCCAAAAAAGAAAAAAAAAACGAUGAGGAAUGUAGAACAAAGCCGGUCUCUAUUUGGGAUUUCCCUCUCCGACAGACCCAGAUGGCAACAAUUUCUCUUGUGCUCUUCCGGAUUCUUCUUUGGUUAUCUCGUCAAUGGUAUUUGCGAGGAAUAUGUUUAUAAUAGGCUUCAAUUUAGCUAUGGUUGGUAUUUCACAUUUGUUCAAGGAUUUGUGUAUAUUUUCCUCAUUUACCUACAAGGCUUCAGUACCAAGCAAAUGGUGAAUCCAUGGAAGACUUAUGUAAAGCUGUCUGCUGUUCUAAUGGGUUCCCAUGGCCUCACUAAAGGUUCCUUGGCUUUUCUCAACUAUCCUGCCCAGCUCAUGUUCAAAUCAACUAAGGUUCUGCCUGUGAUGAUUAUGGGGGCUUUCAUACCGGGUUUGAGAAGGAAAUAUCCACUUCAUGAAUAUCUUUCUGCUAUUCUUUUGGUUGUGGGUUUGAUUCUUUUCACCUUAGCUGAUGCUCAAACAUCUCCCAACUUCAGCAUGAUUGGUGUUUUAAUGGUAUCUGGUGCUCUAAUCAUGGAUUCCUUUCUGGGAAAUUUGCAAGAAGCAAUCUUCACCAUGAAUCCUGAAACAACACAGACGGAGAUGCUAUUUUGUUCCACCGUGGUAGGUUUGCCAUUCUUGAUCCCUCCCAUGCUUUUAACAGGGGAAUUAUUCAGAGCUUGGAAUUCUUGUUACCAGCAUCCUUAUGUGUAUGGCGUGUUGGUCUUUGAAGCCAUGGCCACAUUUAUAGGCCAAGUCUCUGUUCUCUCCCUGAUUGCUCUUUUUGGAGCUGCAACCACAGCCAUGAUUACAACGGCAAGAAAAGCGGUAACAUUAUUGCUUUCAUACAUGAUAUUCACAAAACCAUUAACUGAGCAACACGGGACUGGACUUCUUCUGAUUGGGAUGGGAAUCACAUUGAAGCUCUUGCCUGAAAACAAGCCCCCUCAGAGGCUUCCAAAACCUCUCCCCACUCAAAUGAUAAAUGGGAAACAAGAAGAAGAAGAUGGAGAUGAAGAGAAGAGGCCAUUGGUCUGAUCUGAUAAGAGAACAACUUAUUACUUUUUUUUUUUUGUUCAUUGUCUUUUCAUUUAUAUUGUUCUACUGUUAUAAGGCAAAAAAAGGAAAUAAUGCUAAGUAAGGCAUGUAGAUUUAAGCUUCUUUUAUAUAAAAUGUAACCCUUUUUUUUUUCUUCUUUUCAAUUCUUUGUAUUGGUCAACUGGGAUAACAAUUACUGACCACAUGUUUCUUCUAAAAAAGACGUAGAGAGAGAGAGAGAGAGAGUAGUCUGCUUUUGAAGUGGGGCUUCCUUGAUUGUUACAUAUUUUGGGAUUUGGAAGUUGGAGAAGUUCAAUCAUUCUACUAACCCCCAAAACCAAAAAGUAUGUUAAUUUGAUAAUUUUUUAUUCUGUGGUUCCCCAAUUUAA